Messenger RNA from Kwoniella botswanensis, 1500 nucleotides. RefSeq lists its product as uncharacterized. The coding region runs from base 1 to 1500 and encodes 499 amino acids. The transcript has a single exon. NCBI's taxonomy places the organism in Eukaryota, Fungi, Basidiomycota, Tremellomycetes, Tremellales, Cryptococcaceae. The record is from RefSeq and is a predicted model, not a curated record.
AUGGAAUCAAAGAUCUCGUUGAAUAGUAACCCUCCCCCACCAUAUCAAUCUACGGUAUCACUCAACACUCUCACUCACCUACCCCCUUACCAAUCUUCUAUAUCCGUCAACAAACUCGGUCAAUCAUCAUCUACUAGAAGUCCUGCCGGUCACUCGUGGAUCCACAAUGAUGCAAUAUGGUCGAGUCUUAUACCCUUGCUACCUCCCUCGACAUUAUCAGCUUUGUCUAGAACCUGUAAAUCAGUAUAUCACCAUGUGAUCCCUCACCUGUGGAAGGUAUACAGAAUCGAGUCAGAUGAUCAAUUAUGGAAUCUACUCUAUUCGCUUGGGAAGGAAAACAAGAAUCAAUGGAAGGGAUGGCUAAGUAAAGGUAAAGGCAAAUUAUCGAUAUUCAAAAGAUCAAAUCGCCCCUCCUCUUUUUCAACAGAAGAUAAUCGUCCUAGAAUUCGAUCUUUAUUGGAUAUGGUCAGAACGAUCAUAUUCGAUAUUAUACCUUCACCUACCCUCUGCGCUCUGAUUCCCAGAUACCUACCUCGUUCGUCCAAUCUUACCAAUAUUAUCGAAGGCCAAGAUGAAUGUGAACGAGAACAAGAAAAAGUGUUAUUCCCUAAUGUGGACCAAAUUCACUUCACUCCUCGAUUGAUCAAAGAGGUUAUGAAAUUCGGUUGGAGACCAUUCCAACAUAACGAUUAUUAUUCCCAUCUACUUGAUGGUGUCAAACGUGAACUGCCAAAUAAAUAUAGUCAAUUACCUUUUGCUCAUUUAGCCAAACCUCAAAUAUUGUAUAUGGAUUUCCCCUCUUUUGAAAAAGGGAAACAACAACAACAAGAAAGUUAUUACGAUGAGUUAUCGGCGGACGGUGUACCAGGUACAAGCUUAUCAUUCUUAACUUCCCUUGAAGAUAUUCAUAUUAUACUUCCGGUUACUUUCGAUUUGUCAACAGGAGAGGUGAUCCAGUUCUUGAAAGGUAGAAAGCAUUUCAUUCAUCUACCUAAAGAGUGGUUUAUCAAUCCACCCAUAUUGUCACUUCAUAAUGAAGGAAAAUAUGAAGACGAACUCGAAAAUGAAGACGAAGACGAACUCGAAUAUGACGAUCACAACGAACGUUCAACUCUCAUUCGUUAUCUUACGUAUUUCUUGGAAGAGAUAAUGCAUGCUGAUAUAUUGAUGAAUUAUCCCUGUAAGGACAAGAUGGAUGAGGAUCAUUAUCGAUUGAAUUGUAAGACUAGAUGGAUCAUAAGGUAUCCUCCUUUCGGACAGGGGAUCAUGAAAGAAGUGAAGGACAAUCUGUUAGAGAUGGUGGAUAGAGGUGAAAUCGAGCGUCUUGCAAGGGAUGGUAUAGUCAUGGUGGAUGGUGAUGAGAGGAGGGAGGACGUCAAAGAGAUGCAGAAGGAAGGGAUAGGAGGGAAGUCGACGACAGAGAAGGUUGGAGAUGAUAAUGGAGAAAGCAAAGUCGAAUUGUGGUUUAUGAGAUUCGAGAGCUCACAGUGUCUCAGAUAA